This is a messenger RNA of Penicillium odoratum, 1878 nucleotides long. Its product is annotated as Cupin domain protein. The record is from RefSeq and is a predicted model, not a curated record. Gene Ontology annotation, cellular component: kinetochore. The coding region runs from base 1 to 1878 and encodes 625 amino acids. Gene Ontology annotation, biological process: attachment of mitotic spindle microtubules to kinetochore; spindle attachment to meiosis I kinetochore; kinetochore assembly. The transcript has 5 exons. NCBI's taxonomy places the organism in Eukaryota, Fungi, Ascomycota, Eurotiomycetes, Eurotiales, Aspergillaceae. Gene Ontology annotation, molecular function: centromeric DNA binding.
AUGGCUCGUGGGGCCAAGGCCCGCGAGUAUGACUACUCCGCAGUAGGAACUCAAGGAAGACGUACCGGUAUUACCUUGAAAGAAGGCAAACGUGACGAACAUGGCAUGGAAGAAGUGGACGGCCUUUUUUCAUCUCCUGAGAAAUCACCUGUAAAGGUGAAUGGCUUUGACGAUAGGGACACCGAGGACUCGAUUGGCUCCGAUGGGAUGUCCAUUGAUGAAGGCAACGCGCCUGGUCCCAUGGACUUCCUCAAUGCCACCAACGCUUCGCGAACUGCCGUAUUGCCUCCACCCGGUCGUUCCCCUGCAAAGGGCCCUUCCACCCGCAGAUCACCGGUUUUGCGCUCAACACCAGAUGACGAGGACAUAUUAUCGCCGAGCCCUUCAUAUGGUAAAGGCUUGACUAAGACCCCCAGUUCGCGACAGGAGGCCUCUCCAUUGACUACUCGAUCAGUAAACGCGGGUGUCUCCAAGCAGAGAAAUAAUGCCCAGAAGGCCACAAAAGCGCAAUUAGUGGCAGCUGAGUCCCCUGUUCUGCAUGACUUUUCAGACGGCGAGGGUGAUGAAAAUGCCAAUUCGUUUCUCCCCGAAGACAAUGACUUUGAAGACAGCUACGAGGCUGGGAAUGAGACUGUGAUUCCGGACGAGGACAUUGUCGAACCUGCUGUGCAAGAGCAGAGUGAUAUCGAAAAUGACUCGCCUCCAUCCGCAGAAGACUUGCGCCCGGCGUCGAAGAAAUCCACAACAACCGCCAAACAGACAAGAAAAGCCCCCGCAGCGAAGGCGUCAAGGCCAGAAAAGAGCGAAACAAAGACCGGACGGCGAGGCCGACCUCCGAAAAACCCACGUCCUCUCGAUGAGGAGCCGGCGGAUGCCAGGCCAGCUAAGAAGCAAAAGACUCCAAACAGUCAGCCUCAAGCGACCCGUGAACCUUUGGAUCCCGAACUGCAUAAAGUUGUUGAAAAUUAUACCCAACGUUCAGGCCCUUUGAAGGGCCGCAGCUUAUACAUUCUCAAGAGAGAGAAUCCCACAGACCAGAGCGCUACACAUACUCGCUCGGGGCGCACAUCGAUCCGUCCUUUGGCGUAUUGGCGCAAUGAAAGAUGUGUCUACGGGGAUGGAGAGACUGAAGAGGGCCACCGCUUCCCACUAUCCACCAUCAAGGAAAUUGUUCGCACUGAAGAGCUUGAGCCAGAGCGGUUGAAGAAAGGCAAACGUGCCGGUCGAAAGUCAAAAUCCAAAAAGCAAGCAGAGGAGUCUUCAGAUGAUGAAGAUGAGCAUCUCGAUGUCUGGGAGAAAGAAAGUGGUGUUCUCCAUGGUUUUAUCCCCAGAUGGGAUCCUAAGUCUCAAACCAGCACCAAGGAGGAAGACGUCAUUGAUAUUGCGUAUGCUCCUUCUGGUAUCGAGACAAGAGAGGUCAAGGAUUCCACAUUCCGGUUUGCAAAGCUGUUGAGCUCUUCUUUCAUCGGAUCAGGGGUGGUAGAACUUCCACCAGAGGGUGUGAAGAGACCCAAGAACUCAAAGAAGAUGCACAUGGUUUUUUAUGUCUGCCAUGGACGAGUGCAAGUGGAUAUCUCCGGAGUACAGUUCAGCGCUGGCAAGGGAUGCGUGUUCCAGGUACCGCGUGGAAAUUACUAUAGCUUCCAAAACGCCCAUGCUAAAGAAGCUCGGCUAUUCUUCACACAAGGCUGUGUUCCGGCGGAGGAUGAAACAGCCUCAUCCAAAUCCAGAAAUGCUGUUCAGGAAAGCGAAUUCGAGGGUGAGCCUGGGCCUGGGCCUGAGGCCGAAGAUGAAGGUGAAGCGGAAGUCGAUACUGAACCUACACCGGUUACCAAAAAGGUCCGCGGUCGUCCCAAGGGCAAGCAAAAGGCGAAGUAA